UUCGUCGUUACCUAUGAUAGAUUUAACGAUACAAUACAAUAAAAUUUAAGCAACAAUCAAUACAAACAUUAUAUUUAAACUAACAUCACAACAAUAUUAUAGAAUACGUAACAACCAUUUAAUCGAAUUGUUUGUUUGAGAGAGAACACCAUAUAUACACCCACAAGAUAUGGAUAGCCGGCCGUGGAUUAAGUUAAUCUGUUUUAACUCAACAAGAAAUCCAAUCUAAUUUUUCACAUCGAGAGACAUUCAAGUCUAUCUUAUAGUUUACGUCAACGAUCUAAUUAUUUCACUAUAUAACUAAAUUGAAACUCAAAUCCAAAUUGGUUUUUUGAGAGAAGAUACGAAGAAAGAGAAGAAUGGAUCUGGUAGACAAGGCGAAGAAUUAUGUAUCGGAGAAGGUGGCAGAAAAAGUGGAAAACAUGGAGAAGCCCGAAGCAACAAUUGUGGAUGUGGAUGUGAAAAAGAUUAGUUUUGACAGCAUUUCAUAUCAUGCUAAGGUCUCUGUUAGCAAUCCUUACCAUGUUCCAAUUCCUAUCAUGGAGAUUGCUUACGUUGUCAAAAGUGCUGGCAGGAUAGUUGCUACAGGUCUAAUUCCAGACCCAGGGUCACUGAAGGCCAAGAGCACAACAAUGGUAGACGUGCCAGCGAAGGUUCCCCACAGUGCAAUAUUGAGUUUAGUGAGGGACAUAGCCGCGGAUUGGGACAUUGAUUAUACACUUGAAUUGGGUUUCAUUAUUGACCUUCCCGUCUUUGGCAAUCUCACCAUUCCCCUCACUUAUAGUGGCGUGUAUAAGCUUCCUACAUUGUCUGACUUAUGGAGAGGUGACGAAGAAGAAGAAGAAGAAGAAGAGAAAGAAAAGAAAGCCGAGAAAGUGAUCAAGAUAGAAGAAAAAGAUGGGAAAGAAAAGAAAGAAGAGAAAGAGAAGAAGUAACAAGCUUCAUUUGUAUUAUGGUAUGAGUUUAACUUAUAUACACAGAUAAAGAAAAUUUUUUUACACUAUGAAGUGGCCAAAACGAAAUUUAUAAUCUUGAAAAACUUGUACAAAUAACUUUCUUUGUAUAAGUUGAUCUCAUGAAAGAAAAAGCAGUAGUAGUAGCA
Molecule: messenger RNA, 1102 nt
Organism: Lycium ferocissimum
Lineage: Eukaryota; Viridiplantae; Streptophyta; Magnoliopsida; Solanales; Solanaceae
Product: desiccation protectant protein Lea14 homolog
Exons: 2
Coding region: 360-935 (191 amino acids)
Biological process (GO): response to desiccation
Cellular component (GO): cytosol
Source: RefSeq, a predicted model, not a curated record